This is a messenger RNA of Pedinophyceae sp. YPF-701, 5475 nucleotides long. Lineage: Eukaryota; Viridiplantae; Chlorophyta; Pedinophyceae. The record is from the annotation of a GenBank genome assembly.
AUGAAGCCGCAUCCUUAUCAGCUCGAGAUUUUCGCGCGGGCGAAGCGGGAGCGGCUGAUCGCGUUCCUGCCGACCGGCUCGGGGAAGACCCUGAUCAGCAUCAUGCUCAUGGAGCACGCCAAGCUAGAGGGGUGGCUGCAGGGGACGAAUGUCGCACCGCACCGCGUCGUGGUCUUCGUUGCGGGCGAGAAGAAGAUCCUCGCGGAGCAGCAGGCGCGGGUGAUCCGACAAAGCACGAGCAUGGCGGUUGGGACGUUCACUGGGGACACGAGGUCGUCUCAGAACGUACAGAUCGACUCCUGGUCCCGGGACGACUGGAACGAGGCGGUGGAGAAGCUCGACGUCCUCGUCGUCGUCCCGGAGGUGCUCAGGCGCGCUCUGGCGGAGCAGCGGCUUGGCGAGCAUCAGAUCGCGCUACUGGUCGUUGACGAGGCGCACCACGCGCAGGGCAACCACCCGAUGGCGCGAAUAUUCCGCGUCGCGAAGGAGAUCCGCGCGGCUAGGGUCGCGGAGGCGCGCGCGAGCGGCGACGUCGCUGAGAUGCAGCGCGCUCUAUGCGUCCCGCACGCGUUCUGCAUGACGGCGAGCCCGAUCAAGAGCCGCGUGAAGACGGUCGACGGGAUCCGGAAAGCCGUCAGAGACCUCGAGGACCUCGUCGACUGCCGCCUCAUCGUCCCUCAGUCCGCGCACCUGGACCUCCAGGACCGCGUCAUCACGGCCCGGCAAGAGUGGGUGUCCUACAAGCCUGAGUCAAGGGUCGUCGGCCCCGAGCUGUUCAUGGACCAGAGGACGCAGGCUGUCCUGGGGGGCGUCGUGGACACCGUGGUCAACAUGGACGGCGGCAUCACGGUGUUCCUUCCCACGCAGGCGGCGCCGCUCAUCGCCGCCGCGCACAUGCGCUUUCGCCACGCAACCCUCCUCCGGAAAGCAGCCGUGUGCCUCCGCACGGCCCGGGGGCAGCCGGACGUCCGCGAGGCCCUCGACCACCUCCCUCUCAGCCUCGCCGACCCGCGCAACACCACGCGCGGGUGGUGCCAGCGCCUCGAGCGCGGCACCCUGCAGUGUGUCGCCAUCCUUGAGUCCUCCGGCAUCCUGGCCGCGUUCCACGCGCUCUCGAUCGCGCUAUCCCGCGUGCAGACCCGCGACAGAGCCGACUGCGCGGUCGUGCCGGGCGGAUCCGGCCUAGUCGACGUGGAGGAGGCGAAGCGGCGCAUCGAUGAGGUGUCCCACGGUCCGUUUGGCGAUGCCAUGGACUUGCUGGCAGACGACGACCUCGCGGCCUCCGUCGGGCUGCUGGAGCUCUUCGCCGCUCUCGUGGCGCAGCUGAGCGACGCCGACCGCGCCGCGGUCGAGCCCGGCGCGCUGAAAGCCACGCAAAAGCUCAACGACAACCUUCGGGCGUUGAUUGCCAAGAUCCUCGGCCUGCGCACGACGCCGCGGCCCGAGGACGGCAUCGUCGAGUGCGGGGCGUCGAUCACGACCGCAGAGGUCGCGCGCGCCGUCGCCGGCCCGAAGCGCGCGGCCGCAGACGCCGAUGGGGAGUCUGCACGUGGAACACGCGCACGGUUCCCUCACGUUGCGCGGGCGGUGCACGACAUGGCCAGAGCCGUCUGCGCGUACCUCACCCCGACCCUCCGAAGCGGCCUGCGCGCCGGGGAACGACCAUGGGCCGAGACGAACGAUCGAGAUUUCCCGAUGGUUUCCGACAAACUGUUCACUGUCUUAGAGCUCGUCCAGCGACACGUCUCGAGCGUCAACGCCACCGAGUCCAGCGCCGGCAUCGUCUUCGUCCAGCUUCGCCUCCUCACGCGCGCCCUCUGCGACAUCUUCAAGGCAGUCUUCGGCGACGACCCAUCUGCAGACGUCAGCAUCUUUGCCAUCGUCGGGGGGUCUAUUGACUCCUACAGCAUGUCCGUGCAGGCGCAGCACCGCGCCCUGCGCAGCUUCCGCGACGCCUCGACGCGCCCCGGCUCCGCCAGCCUCCUCCUGGCCACUGACGUGGCAGAGGAGGGCCUCGACGUACCGCAGUGUUCGCUCGCGAUUUGUUUCGACUUGCCGUCGCAGCCGAAGAGCCUGAUCCAGCGCCGCGGCCGCUGCCGGCGCCGCGGCGCCGUGAUGUACAUCCUCGCGGCCGAGGGCUCCGCGGUGCGGGACCGCCUCGAGGCGUUCGAGAUGCAACACGCGAGCUUGACGGCGGAGGUCACAGCAUGGAUGGACAAGCUCGCGCCGGAGCACUGCCUCAUCGAGACGGCGGAGGAUCCAGCGGAGAGCCCCACGGCGUCGGGCCGGGCCGAGGGCGAGGCCUGCGCGAGCGGGACGGACGUGCUGCGCAUUCCGUCGACGGGGGCGAUGAUCGACGCGGUGUCGGCGCUGGAGCUGCUGAACGAGUACGCGACGGCUGUCGCGUCGGAGGGCUGCGCGAGCGUGCCGCUGUUUGCGCCGGACGCCUUGGGCGCCGCAGAGGGCGAGGUCCCUCAGGAAUGGCGGUGGUCGAUACUCCUGCCAUCGUCCUGCCCCGCUCCGGUGCGUUUCGUGCUCGGCCCGCCGCGCCCAUCGAAGCGCGCAGGCAAGGCCGCCGCCGCGCUCGAGGCCGUGCGGAAGCUCCACGCCGUCCGGGAGCUCGACGACCAUCUUCGUCCUAUCGUGGUUGUGCACCGACGAGAGGAGGCGCGGCGGAUGAGGCAGCACAACCUGCAGACGGACAUUGCCGACGAGGCUGUGCCGAGCGUGCUCAGCCUCCCGGAGCCCCUCCGCGUGCGCCUCGAGGCCGGGGACUUGUCGGCCGCCGACAGCGUGCAUGUCUACCGGCUGGAGCCCGAUCAGCCGCUCGAGACUUCCGUGGCGGGCGACGCAGGCGCUGCGGAGUUCCGUCUGCGGCUCACGCUCGACGGGCUCCUGCGGACGGCCUUCGUCUUCCCAACCAAGCUUGACGAGAGAGGGAGUAUUGAUAUUGAGAUGCGCCUGACGGUACACCGACACAAGACGUCGCUGCGCCGCUUCCGCCUCGUCCGCUGCGGGACGUUCGCGGAGGUGUGCGAGCGAACGAACGCCGUGUCGGAGCACGUUUGGCAGCAGUGCCUCGCCUUCCACUCUGUUGUGUUCGCUUCCGACCUCAGUGGCGCCGCCGCGGGGACUCCGCCCGCGCAAGUCCUCGCGAACCUCGCGGACGGCCGCGCGCCGUGGGUCGUGACCGCCGCCAUCACGCGGGCCGCCGACUCGGACUCCCCUGGGGGUGUUUUGUUCGACGUGGAGGAGAUGCGGGCGGCGGUGACGAACCUGUCCGCGAUCCUAGGGGACGGCGGGGGCGCGGACGGCGCCGCGGCCGCGACCGGCGACGACGGCGGGGGGCGUUCGGGCUGCGACGACAACUCUGGUCUGUCGCGCUGCGUUGUUGCGCACUACCACGAAGACGGCGACGAGAGUGGGGGGCAGAUCUUGUACGUCGUGCAGGGCGAUACGACCGUGCGGCUCCUCGACAAGCUGUCGGACGUCCAGGCCACGAGCGCGGCGCCGACGACAGGGCAAGAAUCAGCGGCCCGCAACCAACGCACGUUCCUCGAGCAUUUCCAGCUGAAAGAGACCCUCGGCGACGACAAGAAGGAGCUGCUUGUGCGCCUUUCUAUCAACGACCAGCACACGCUCCUCGCGGGCCACCCGAUCGGCCGCCGCGGCCGCCUCCACCACGUGAACGCUCUGGUGCUGCAGGAGCGCGCACGGCCGUCGGUGCGCGAGGCGCGCCGCCGCACCUCGGUCAAGCUGGUCCCUGAGCUUGUGUACAAGGUCUCGGACGACGUGCUGUGGUACGAGGUGUGGCGCGUCUUGCCCUCGGCGCUGUGGCAGGUUCGCGCGGCAACGCUGGCCGACGACGCCCGCGACGCGAUCGUGGCGGUGAUGCGCGACCGCGGACACGGCGCGGGAAUCGACGCCGGGGUCGCAGAGGGCUUCGCGGAAUCGCUCAGGGGGGACUCUCAGUUCAAUCUUGACCGCGCCGGGGCCCUGCAAGCCAUCACGCAUCGCGCGAGCAAGGAGCCGGACUUCGAAAGGCUGGAGUUUGUCGGGGACGUAUACUUGAAGUUCAGGUGCUGCGUCGACGUGUAUUGGAAGAACCCGUUCGCGCACGAGGCCACGCUGUCGGUCACCGUGCACCAGGUGACGUGCAACGACCAGCUGUUUGACCGGAUGGUAGAGCACGGACUGGACAAGUUCCUCCGCUACGAGGCCCUCGGAGACAACGCGGCGUGGAAGCCGACGCGCUCCGAUGAGAACGAGGCCGAGGGCCGCUCUUCCACCCGCACGCUGAAGGGCAAGGUCGUCGCCGACGUGUGCGAGGCUUUCGUGGGAGCAUGCUACUUUGCAGGGGGGAUGGCCGCUGCCGACACCCUCCUGCUCGCCCUGGGGAUCGUCGCCGACGCCCCGGAGGCCGCGCAGGCUCCCGUCGAGCCCAAGACCCUCGGGAAACCUUCAACAACGGCCCUCGAGGAUGAGUACUUCUGUCAGUACGUCCCAGAGGGAUACUCCCCCCUCCUGCGCCGCAUCGCGGGCCUGCCCGAGCCGUCGGUGCUCCCGCGCGACGUCGGCCACGGGGACGCCGAUCCGGAGCCGACGAAUCAGUUGGCGAACCUUGGGCGGGCUGCAGCGGCGCACCUGGGCCCGGUGUUGGGCUACGAAUUCCGGGACGUCGCCCUGCUGGGACAGGCCCUCACGCACGCAUCGAUGCCCCUUCAGAACAACCAGCGCCUGGAGUUCAUCGGCGACGCCAUUCUCGACUGGGCCGUUUCCAUCGCGCUCGUCCGCGAGUUCCCCGAGGCGCCCCCCGGCGUCCUCACGCAGGCCCGGUCGCUCCUCGUCCGCAACUCCAACGUCGGCCUCCUCGCCAUCAAGCUAGGCCUGCACCGGUUCCUGCGCCACUGCAUGCCUGGCCUCGCGGACGACGUCGCCGCGCUCCAGGACUACAUGGCGCAGGCGGAGCGCGGCGCCAGGAGCCCGCGAGGCGUCGCGCUCUGCUGCAGCGGGGCGGCUGCCGUCCGGACGGUGCGUGAGACGCAGGCUAGCGAGGCGGAGGCGCGGCGCAACGAGCGCGCCGGGAACGGCGCGCAGGACGCGGCGCAGGUCGAGCAGGACGGAGAUGUUGCCAUGGAGGAGGCGCAGGGUCACUUGAGGCCGGCGGGGUCCGCCGGAUCCGGGGGCGACGCGGGUGCGAAAGUAGAAGCGCGAGAGGGGGGGGAGUUUGAGGGCGACGGGGAUCGGCGGGGGGAGUCAGCGAUGGACGCCGACGAGGACGGCGGGGAGGAGGCUGCGGAAGAGGGCCGGGAGGGGGGAGUUCGGAUUCCGAAGGCUCUGUCGGACGCGUUUGAGGCGGUGAUAGGGUGCUUGUACCUGGAUAGCGGAGGGGGGGUGUGCGGGGAGGCGGCGGCCCGGGCCGCGGUGGAGAGGGUGCUGCUUCGCGGGUCGCAGGACGCGCCGCUCACGGUCUGA